Messenger RNA from Dermacentor albipictus, 928 nucleotides. RefSeq lists its product as uncharacterized. NCBI's taxonomy places the organism in Eukaryota, Metazoa, Arthropoda, Arachnida, Ixodida, Ixodidae. The record is from RefSeq and is a predicted model, not a curated record.
GGCAUGGAGCGUAGCAGGCGAACCUUGGUCGUCCUGUUCCUAUUCCUCGUGGAGUCAGCUCUCCUUCCAGCCCAAUGCCAGGUGCUCAGAACCAAUCACCCUCCGCCCUUCAACUUCAGCAGCGGUAUCGUGCGGCUCAUAAUCAAAUCGUACACCGAUGAGCUCAUCCGGGACCUGGGCGACAGCCCCGCGCUGAGGCUGAGCGAGUCGCAGGCCGAAGUCGUGCGCCAGCGGCUGGGUCGCCUCUACGAGCACGUGCGCCGCCACCCGGCUCUCCACCAGCGCUACCUGUGGGUGGGACGGGACAGGCCCCGGGCCAGCCCCGACGAGCCGCCUGCCGGAUACGAGCCCCCUUCGACGGUGAGCAAGCGUGGCGACAGCGGCAGCCGCCAGCAGCGGUCCUCCCCCCCACGGAUGCCCGAGGGCGGCGAGCGUGGCAGCGUGCGGGGCGUGAAGAGGACCCCUCCGGAGACGCCGAUAACGGCCCUGUCGGAGGAGAUAUGCCGCACGAGCACCGCCUGGGAGAGGCUCAACGAGACGGUCGACUCGUUCGGCAACGCCGUGGAGGUGGUCCAGGACGAGGCCUUUCCCCAGUGGGUCUUCUCGUACCGCUGCGCCACGCAGGGCACGCCCUGCGUCGGUAUUGACGCCAUGUACAACAGCGAAUGCACGGAGCGAUCGGGCUUCAUGAUCCUGUACCACCGGAAGAGUGGCGCCGACAGCGACAGCCUGCCAGCGUGGGGCGCGGUUGAGGUGCCGCAUCACUGCACCUGCAAGAUCACCCCCAAGGUGAUCACCGAGUCCUGAGCCGUCCGCUGGACCCGCCCGAAGCUGCCGAACGGAGACGAGGAUUUUCCACAGUGAAGAGUAGCAAGCUUCCGGGAGGCGCGCACAACAACACAAUGAAGACUGCAGACCAGAAGCCUAC